Molecule: messenger RNA, 1821 nt
Organism: Dioszegia hungarica
Lineage: Eukaryota; Fungi; Basidiomycota; Tremellomycetes; Tremellales; Bulleribasidiaceae
Product: cytochrome P450
Exons: 8
Coding region: 1-1821 (606 amino acids)
Molecular function (GO): oxidoreductase activity, acting on paired donors, with incorporation or reduction of molecular oxygen; heme binding; monooxygenase activity
Source: RefSeq, a predicted model, not a curated record
AUGUCCACCAAGCUCAACAUCCACCUUCCCGUGGGCGCGGCGCAUCUCCGCUUGCCUACCAAGGAAGAAGUGGCGCUCUUGAUCUUCGCGUACUGCGCUGCUUGGCUGUUCAGACACCUCGUCUACCGACCAUGGUCGUCGCCUUUGAAGAAUUUGCAGAAACCCCCAGGCGGGACAAGCUUAGGCGGGCACUAUGCCGAGGUGGUAGACCUAUACAAUCACGCCAAGAUGGACUCCUGGAUCGCCUCACUAGGCGCCACCUUCCGCGUCCAAGGCAUGUUCUGGGCGCACCACCGACUCUGGACCAUCGAUCCUCGAGCGGUCACGCAUGUCCUAUCCAAGCCGUACGAGUACCGCAAGCCGGAUCUCCUCCGUGCGCUUCUGUGCAGGUAUAUGAAAGAGGGGCUGAUCCCGGCGGAGGGCGAGAGGCACAAGGAGCAGAGGAAGGUUGUACAGAAGCUGUUUAGUGGGGGUGCGCUGCGGAGUUACGGGGGUUUGGUUCAAGAAAAAGUGGCUCAGUUCCGCGAUAUCCUCCUCGAUCUCACGACCAAUCAAGACCACUCCUCUCCAUACGCACCACUCCACCCAACGCCUGCUCCCUCCUCUUCGGGUAUUCCAACAGCUCCUCCUCCCUCUCCCGCGUACCCCUUACCGGCCAACAGCCGGAAAGACCAGACCCGCGAGAUCGACAUCUACUCUGCCGUCUCGCGCAUGCUCUUCGACCUCAUCGGCCAGAUCGGAAUCGGACACAACUUUGACUCGACGGGAAACUGGGAUGGAGAGGGUGGACACCUGUUCCACAAUUAUGACCGGAUGCAGCAGUUUGUUCCUGGUGCGUCAGGGAUACGGUUCGAGAUGAGCAUAUUGUUUCCUUGGACGGAUCGGUGGUUCCCGACGGAGAACUCCCGUAGGGUUGAAGCGGGUAUGGGACCGAUGGAGGACUUGUCCCGCAAAAGAAUCAAGGAAGUGCGGCAGGAGAUGAAGGAGGGGAAGAGGGAGGAGAAGGGGUAUCCUGAUCUUCUGACUCUGAUGAUCCGCUCUACGAUGAACUUAACGGAUUCGAGCGAUCAGAAGAUGCAGGACAAGGAGAUCACGGGUCAACUUGCGACGUUCAUGUUUGCAGGGACGGAUACUACAGCCAAUGUCAUGUCUUUCGGUCUUCGCUUAAUAGCCAUCAGCCCGCAUAUCCAAACGACACUUCGGACAGAAUGCCUGGGCUAUGGCGAUUCGCUGCCGUAUGAGCAGAUGGACGCCUUGCCAUACCUCGACGCGGUAGUCAGAGAGAUGCUGCGUUGCUUCCCUUCAAUUCCAGGAACGAUCCGGGAAGCGACCGAAGACGACAUCAUCCCCCUCCAACACCCCAUCAUUACCCUUUCCGGCCAAACCAUUACUUCCGUCCCUAUCCGUAAAGGCCAAAUCGUCCACCUACCCAUCGAGAAUCUCAAUAUGGCCCAGUCCAUCUGGGGUCCCGACGCGCGCGAAUUCAAGCCGGAACGGUGGCUUGUGCGGGGCGAUCCCUCCAACCCGUCACUGGUGACAGGUACGGCCGUACCCCCCAGUGUAGGCGAGGGACCUGGGGUAUGGAGCAACGUCAUGACGUUCAUUGAUGGGCCAAGGCGAUGUGUGGGGUACAGGCUGGGAAUCAUGGAGAUGAAGAUCAUGCUGUAUACGCUGAUUAGAGAGUUUGAGUUUGGGGCUGUUCCGGGAAAGAAGGUGUACAAAACGAAUAUGAUCAGUACGAGGCCGUAUGUCAAUGGCGAGCUCAAGACCAAGGGGUAUCAUCUGCCGCUUCUCAUUAGGCCGUACAAGGGGGAUCAGUAG